This is a messenger RNA of Castor canadensis (American beaver), 2251 nucleotides long. Lineage: Eukaryota; Metazoa; Chordata; Mammalia; Rodentia; Castoridae. The record is from RefSeq and is a predicted model, not a curated record.
GCAAGGCGGGCAGUGCCAAUCUGCAGCCUAGACAGUCUCGUUUUGUAAAAAGAACAAAGCCUUAGCAUGCAGAGUGUGCAGAGCACGAGCCUCCUUCUGCACAAGCAGUGCCUUUGCCUGGUUUUCCUGUUCCUCCAUCUCCUGGGUCAGGUCUCCGCGAGUCAGCGCUGUCCUUCCCCGUGCCCCCGCCCGUGCCCCGCGACGCCUCCGACCUGCGCCCCCGGGGUGCGCGCCGUGCUGGACGGCUGCUCCUGCUGUCUGGUGUGCGCCCGCCAGCGCGGCGAGAGCUGCUCGGAACUGAAGCCGUGCGACCAGAGCAGCGGCCUCUACUGCGACCGCAGCGCGGACCCCAGCAACCAGACUGGCAUCUGCAUGGUGCUAGAAGGAGACAACUGUGUGUUCGAUGGGGUCAUUUACCGCAGUGGAGAGAAGUUUGAGCCAAACUGCCAAUAUCACUGCACCUGCAGAGAUGGGCAGAUUGGCUGUGUGCCCCGCUGUCAGCUGGAUGUGCUACUGCCUGGUCCUGACUGCCCAGCUCCACGAAAAGUGGCAGUGCCUGGAGAGUGCUGUGAAAAGUGGACCUGUGGCCCAAGUGAGAAAGGGACAUUGGGAGGCCUUGCCCUUCCAGCCUACAGACCAGAAGCGACCGUAGGAGUUGAAGUCUCUGACUCAUUUGCUGGAAUUAUAUCAACUCACUGUGUUAACGCUGAGUAUAAGAAAGGAAAAAAGUGUCUCCGCACCAAGAAAUCCCUCAAAGCCAUCCACCUGCAGUUCAAGAACUGCACAAGCCUACACACCUAUAAGCCCAGGUUCUGUGGGGUCUGCAGUGAUGGCCGGUGCUGCACCCCCCACAACACCAAAACCAUCCAGGUGGAGUUCCAGUGCUCCCCAGAGCAAAUUGUCAAGAAGCCAGUGAUGGUCAUUGGGACUUGCACCUGUCAUACCAACUGUCCUCAGAACAAUGAGGCCUUCCUGCAGGAGCUGGAGCUGAAGUCCAGCAGAGGGGAAAUGUAAAUGUGUCGCUCAAGAAGCACACCUACAGAGACAACUGCACCUGCUGCAUGAACACCAUCAAAUGAACACAAGAAAAACAAUGAAGAACCAUUACUGUAUUCUUGAGUCCUCUGUAUUUUUCUGUGAUCAUAUGAAGUCAUUUAUAUUUGUCUUUUUUAUUGAAAGAUAUUCCAAUUAUAAGUUUGGAAUCAAGCUAAGCUCAGGAUAUGACUUAGGAAUGACUUAUGUUCCUGUGAUGUUUAUUACAAAUGCAAGUAUGUAUAAAUUUAAGACUCAGCUAGAUGAUUUGUUAUGUAGAAUGUACCACAUUACACUCAUUUUGUUGUGCACUAGUACAGUUCCAAGAAAAUGUCACUAUAAGGAAUGACACAGUGAAAUCUAGUAUCAUACUGAAUGUGUUGUUAUAAAAAAUAUUUCAGCAUUUAUUGAGAUUUGACUUGAGGGUUCUCUAUUGGGCUCCUUUUGGGGGGAUAGGUCAACUCCUCACUUGCAAGUUCAAGAUCAAAGGAAACAUACAGGUCUUCAACACGAAGUCCAGAGACUAUUCUAUUUUGUUGAACAUUAGGAAAUAUGCUGUGUCUAUCAUAAUGAAAUGUUUGUUAAUUAAGUAGACUGGUGUCAUGAACUUUCUCCAUUUUAGAAAAUUAACUCCUUUCCAAAUAGAAAGAAGCUAAGCAGAAAAUUCCCACUACAGAGAUAACUGGGCGUCACAGCCCUUCUACAGUUGUAUACUGGAGGCUGCUGAGGCUCACUAGUUUUGUAACUCAGCAGAAGCAGAGAUCAGCAAGAAUCCGCUUGAGUAAGUAAACUGAGUUAAUUGAGGUCCAAAGCACUUGAUUACAGCCUUUGAUGACUUUCAAAUGUGCUUUUAGUGGAGUUUUGCAAAAAAACAAAAUCCACAUGACUGUGGUGGUGAAAAACCACAGAUUUUAUAAGAGUAUAAAAUUAUUUUGGACUUGCCCAAAAUGUAUCCUUGGGUCAUAACUAUGAAAACUCAUGCACAAGAUAUAUGUGUCAGGCUUACAAGUUAGGCUACAAAAUUAAAUCUAUCCAUUCCUCUGUGUCACCAUAUGUGCUUCACCUUUCUCCUUCAAAGUAUUUAUAAAAAUAUAAAUUAUACAUUUUGUAAAAUAUUCAUUUUAAUUUCUCUACUUGUCAGACAUGACUAAAAAAACAUGAUGCUAUCAGUGUGUGACUCUGGUAUUACUUUUGUGCUUACAAGUUUAGCAUUGUUGUU